GUGUUCAUGUACAGCAGGUGGCACUGAUGACUGUGUCUCUAAAAAUCGCUCUAUUUUUUAAGAGCCACAUUAGAGCGUUUGAGCUCGUGUUUAAAUGAUGAAAGCGGUUCACCCGUUGGAAAACCACGGAGGGAAAUGAACCCUAGUGUUAUUCCGUGAAAAAGUGAAAAGCGUGGUCAUCGUGAAAAGGUGGGCAGAGCAGAUGACGUCACCGCCCACUCGCUGAUGAUAGCGGGUCACGCGGCCUUCACUGUUUUGAUUCGCAGCGCGGCCAGGCGGUGCGGAGAUGGACGACUGGAAGUCAGAUUAAUUGCCUCAAGCUACCCCACUACUGGGGGGGCGCAUCUGUUCUACGAAAGUAGAUUUUUGGAAAUCCGGGAAAGCUGGCGGGGUUUUACGGUACUCGAUUCCUUCUGGAUGACAUGGAGGUGUCUGCGGAGGGAGAGGCGGAAGAGCGCCGGAGGGAUCACUGGAAGCUGCUCUCCAGCCUAAAGACCACAGUGGAGGGUCUCGUGUCCACCAACAAUCCCAAUGUGUGGUCACGUUAUGGCGGCUUGCAGCGCCUUCACAAGGACAUGAACAACAUCCUGAGCCAUGGGCUGAAGAACGAGCAGGUGUACUACAAGAAGAGAGACUACUGGCCGUUUGUGUGGUGCGUGCGCUACAUCAGCCCCCACCUCGCCUCGCACGUUGAACAGUUCAGUCAGCUGCAGCCGGUGCUGAGCAGCGGGAUGCAGCAGAGUACCGGCGGCGAGAGCUACAAGGCCGAGCGCUGGCUCCUCCACAGCUUACAGGUUCACCUGCUGUCGGCUCAGCUACGACCUCUGCUCCGGCACCUGGGGCACACACGGAAAUAUUAUAAUGAGGAUGCCUUUCUGCUGAGCGAGCCCCAUGUGACCGCCAUGUUCCAGUGUCUGGAAGCUGUGGAGCAGAAUAACCCCAAGCUGCUGGCCCAAGUAGACGCGUUCGGGCUGUCUCCUCUGAAGGGCCCACCAUGUCUGGGCCUUUUGAAGAGCCAGAGCCUGUGUGUGUUACCUGGGCCCGGCGCCGUUUGGAGGAACGCUGACUCUGCUCCCACAAGAGAAUCUCUAAAUCGCAGACUCACCACCUCCUUCUGCUCCCUCAAAGAAACAGUCGCCGCCAGCCACAACUCUGGGAACACGACAGGAGGUGGAUCCCAAAACAACAACGGCAACUGCACAAACACUUCCUUUCCAGCCAGCAGCCGGGGAGCUCCGUGUGUGUCCAAGCCAGGGGAGAGCGGGAGGGGUGGGACACCCCCUCCUGGCUCCGUCUCGGUCCCUAGCAUCUCGCUCUCAAAGCCCCCCUCGUCCCCCUCCCUUCAGCCUGAGGCCGGGGACUCUGGUGACGGCGACUACGACGAUGGUCCGGAGUACCUGGCUAUUGGUAACCUGGGGCAACGCAGCCGCUCUGACUCUCCAAACUCCACCGACAGCAGCGAGCAGGGCGUCGCCCCGGCCUUAGCUCCGCCCCCACACAGGCGCUCGUCUUUCUCAGCGGGCCAGAGGGGGCCGGGCCGGGCGCCCAGGGGACACACCCGCUCAUUUUCUGACACAGGGGUCAGUCAGAAAAUGAAGAACGGAGGGGGCCACCGAAAAAUCACCAUAAUAAUAGAAGAUCCGGUAGCAGAAUCCGUUGGGGACGACUGCGGUACAACGAAUUACAGCCCUUUCUCGCCUCCCUCUGAAGAAACAAGCUCUUCCAGUUCCCUCUACAUGGAGUCUCAUGUGUCCCAGGUCAACAGUGUUCCCGAUGGGAUGUUCAGGAAGCCGUCGCAGGGUCAGAGCCUCAUCAGCUACCUGUCAGAGCAGGACUUUGGCAGCUGUGCUGACCUUGAGAAGGAAAAUGCUCAUUUCAGCAUUUCAGAGUCCCUCAUUGCUGCCAUCGAGCUGAUGAAGUACAACCUGCGGCGUCAGGAAGAGGAGGGCGAGGAAGAGGGAGACAGCGACUCUGAGAUCCAGCAGCUCAAACAGAAGAUCCGACUGCGCAGGCAGCUGAUCAGACGCAGUCGUGUGCCGCCAUGCGCAAACUCCCACAUCGUCCACUCCACUGACAGCGGAGGCUCCAGGAGGAGCUCUCAGGACUCCUACCAGGGCCUCUCUGACUCCGGCUCGGCUGAGGAGGUGGAGGAGUGCGAACUACGAGAUGGCUGUGAGGGUCAGUCCCUGCUGGCGGUGUCUCAGAACGGCCUCUCCCUGUCACUCGCCUCCCUCUUCUCAGAUGCAGACAUUAAGCGCAGCGUAAGCUCCAGCAGCAGGUCUUUUCUCAGCUCCGAGUCAAUCUCUCCAUCCUACCUCCAGUCUAACUCUGCUGAGUCGGUAGCCAUGGGCUUACUCAGGCAAUUUGAGGGCAUGCAGCUUCCUGCAGCCUCUGAGCUCGACUGGCUGGUCGCGGAACACGACGCUCCACAGAAGCUGCUGCCCAUCCCCGACUCUUUGCCCAUCUCGCCCGAUGAUGGCGAACACGCCGACAUCUACAAGCUGAGGAUCCGGGUUCGGGGUAACCUGGAGUGGGCGCCGCCCCGACCGCAGAUAAUCUUCAACAUUCAUUCCGCCCCCAAGAGGAAGAUCCUUGUCGUGAAACAGAACUACCGCUGCGCUGGCUGUGGUACCCGCAUCGACCCCGAUUAUAUCAAGCGAAUGCGGUACUGCGAGUACCUCGGACGUUACUUCUGCCAGUGCUGCCAUGAGAACGCUCAGGCCGUGGUUCCCGGCCGAGUGUUGAGGAAGUGGGACUUCAGCAAGUACUACGUCAGCAACUUUGCCCGGGACCUGCUAAGCAAGAUUGCGGGAGACCCGCUAUUCAACCCCAGUGACAUCAACAGCGGCCUGUACAAGAAGGUCAAAGCUCUGGAGGUUGUCCGGGUUUUGAGAGUGCAGCUGUUCCAUAUGAAAAACCUCUUCAAGACCUGUCGCUUUGCUAAAGAGGUGCUGGAGCAGUUUGACAGUCUGCCAGGUCACCUGACCGAGGACCUUCAUCUCUUCUCCCUCAGUGACCUCAGUGCCGUGCGCAGCGGGGAAAUGGCUCCCAGGAUGAAAGAGCUGCUCAAACUUGGUACCGCGCACGUAGCCGGCUGUGUGCUGUGUCAGGCAAAGGGCUUCGUGUGCGAGUUCUGCAGCAACGACAAGGACAUCAUCUUCCCCUUCCAGUUGAACAAGUGCCAGCGCUGCGAAGAGUGCCACGCGUGCUACCACAGCGGCUGUUUCCGCCCGCGCAAAGACUGCCCUCGAUGCCGGCGGCUGGCAGAGCGCAGAGAGAGGAUGGCGCGCAAAAACAUGGAGGAACAAGAGGACGAGGGAGGCGGGCCCUAGUGCCCCGUGACGGAAGACUCAAAAGAAGAGCACAACGCAACCAUGAUUGUAGUGACUCACAACGUUUUAUAUUCCAGUCCUCUCACGCCUGGGUGACAAUACGGCAAACUAAUGCAGCUUUUUACUACAUUGGUUGUUGGUCGCUGUUCAUACAUUAAGCAGAAGCUAUUCCACUUUGAACACAUGCACUUUACUUUUUUGUGUCACAGUAAUUUAUGAUUUGGAUUUUUUUCCUUAUGGGAGUGUUGUCACUUUUAAAAAGAUAUUUUUAAAUGGUGAUUUCUUUAAAAAUAUGCUAAAAAAAAAUCUUAAACUUGAGAUUGGCUCAUUCCCAAUAUUUAAUGAAUAAUUAUUCAUACAUUUCCUUGCACACAAGUAAAAGUAUAGAAUUGUAAAAUAUCUGACUUGCAGGAAUAUUUUUUGUAAGCCAGUUGCAGUUACUUGUGUGAAAAGGACCAAAGAUUCACUAAACGUUUUGGCACUUAUUUUUCCAUUUGAUCAGACUAUUGUACCCAUGUUUAUAUUGCUCCUACAGUUGUAAUGAUUCGAUUGGCUACUGGCCUAGCUGAAAUUGUAAAAAAUGUAGAUCUGGCCCUUUUUUGACAGAUUUUCUCGUGCAGAUACUGUAUUCAAACGAUCUGGCUCUUUUUAAUAUUGAGAUUUCUAUUUUUGUCUGAAGAUAUAUUUAGCAUAUCCUUUCCCUGCCACGCGCUUGCUUCCCCGUUUUAAGCUCUUCAUCCACGCUCAUGUGCCUCUGGGACCAAUUAACUAAGACUGGAACGGCCAGUGGAGUUACAUUGGGAUGUCGAGUUCAUAGACGGAGUGAACUUUAGAGUUUCAGGCCGUGUUGCAAAUAUAUGAAACUGCGAAAGCUUUGUUUUUGUGCUGCUGUGAGUGAGUGAGUUUAUUAGAGAAAGCUGUGUGUUUGCGUGCGUGCUCAUGUCUACCUGCUGUAUAUGCGGUCAUGCACAAAAGGUUUGCACCAGCCUAAUCAGCACUUGUUUCUAACGUUGCAGGUUUUGGAAUAAUAGAGUGGAGUUUAUUGCACUGGUCUGUCUGUCUGUCUGCUGUUGUUGGUGAGGGGGGUGGGGAGUGGCUGGGACGUCACUAUCCAUUUAGAUGAUGUUCGUUUAAGAACAUGAACCUUGAAUAAACUACAUUUAUGAAGUAGUUCAGUCCAAAAUGACAGAGCCACAAUCGAAUGGAUAACCGUUGUUGUGCACCAGCCUUGUUAUGAAAAUGUAUCGCAUCUUGGACUGAAAUCUUUCAUGUGAUUGUCUUUUCUCCAAGAGAUCUUAGUCUAGUACAGUGUUUCCCAGCAUUAUUGGCCCUUAAAAUAUGUUUAAGCUUAAGCACGUAGCUGGGGCCCUCUAGCUGGUUAGCUUAGCUUAGCUUAAAAACUGGAAACCGGAAACCAGCUCUAGCCUUGUUUAUCAAGAACAUGCCUGUCAGCCCUUAUAAAGCUCACUAAUUGACAAUGCUUUAUUUCAAUGACAUCUAGAGGCCCCAAAGCUUAACAGUUGUAUUGCAGUACUUUCUAGCUAUAAAGCAUAAAUUGUCUGGUGACUAAUCAGACGCAUUUGUGACUCAGCACGUUUUCUGUGUACCUGAUGGAUUAGUCUUCAAAGUACAUACCGUCCUCAACCGGCUUUGCUUUAUGGCUUUAAGGCUACAAGAUGGCAAAACUCUCUUACCAGAACGUACUUAAAGCAAUAAAUGUCAUAGAUAUUCCUAAGCUCCCACAGACGAGUAUUAAAGAGACGAAAAGCAGUGAUGUCUUCAGGCGGCUUUUUAAAGGAAUCACUGAAGUGACCACUCGGCUCCACUGAAAAGCCUCCGUAAGUCAGCAAGCGCUUUGAGUUUGAACCGCCGCUCUCGUGGAGGCGUUUAAAAUGCACUACGGAUUUAAGUGUCAACUAUGGAAAAAAAAAUGUUAAUUUGUAUUGUUUUUGUUUUGGUUCUUUAAUUGACAAUAAAAUAUUGGCCAGACUGUUAA
Molecule: messenger RNA, 5328 nt
Organism: Gasterosteus aculeatus aculeatus (three-spined stickleback)
Lineage: Eukaryota; Metazoa; Chordata; Actinopteri; Perciformes; Gasterosteidae
Gene: rubcn
Product: rubicon autophagy regulator
Biological process (GO): negative regulation of endocytosis; negative regulation of autophagosome maturation
Cellular component (GO): late endosome; early endosome
Molecular function (GO): phosphatidylinositol phosphate binding
Source: RefSeq, a predicted model, not a curated record